GGGGCAGCAGCACGACAUUAAACUGAAAGUCGUCCACAGCACAAACACGACGAGGAAGAAAGAGAAACGGGAAGAUGAAAGCAGCAGCUGAUGGUGACACAUCAUAGCAGGAUCUCCAAUGCUCCAAUUAACGGCUUCUGAAGAAGAAGAAGAAUGCACUUGUGAGAUCUUCCAGGUCAGACAGGCAGUGUUACAAAACAAUGACAGACUCCUUGAUAAGAUGCUCUGCCAAGAAAUCUACAGGAAGGUCAUCAACUGCAGAGGUGGCUGGGGCAUUGCAGGCACGCCUCUCCAUGCUGCUGUGUCUAAAGGUCAUCUCAGCUGUCUGCAGGUCCUGCUAGCCCACGGUGCCCUGGUAGACAGUAUAGAUGUCAAGGCUCAGACGCCCCUCUUUGCCGCUGUUCGUGGGAAAUACCUGGACUGUGUUUUAGCGCUCCUACGAGCAGGCGCCAACCCCAAUGGGAACUCAUUCAACAACUGCACCCCCGUCCUCACUGCUGCUCGGGAGGGUGACGUGGAGAUAUUAAAGGAACUGCUUAAACAUGGCGCAGAGGUGAACUCCCGCUCUAAAGUCUUGCUCUGGACAUCCAGUGCCAGGGUUUCGAGCGGGCCGCUGUACCUGGCUGCAGUUUACGGACACAUGGAGUGUUUCAAACUGCUGCUCCUCUACGGGGCAGAUCCAGAUUACAAUGGCACAGAUGCAAAGCUGCUGAGUUCUAUCAAGCAUCCUAAAACUGUGCUGGAGAUGUGCCUCAGGCACGGCUGUGGCGUGGAGUACAUCCAGCUUCUGAUCGACUUCGGUGCAAACGUCUACCUCCCUACGCUGAUCAUCGAGAAGUCCACGAAGCAGAACGAAGCUGUGGAGCUGCUUCUGCGGGAAAGAGGAAACCCAAAAGCCUUGAUGUCACAGUGCCGACUCGCCGUCAGAAGAUACCUCAAAAAGAUCAACAAGAUCCACUGUAUCGACCAGCUGGACAUGCCAACAAGUCUCAUCAACUUCCUGCAAUACAAACCUGCCCCAGCAACUGUUCUGUAGCUAAGUGAGCUGGAGGCAAAUUCAUUUUUGUUUUAGCUAAAGCUUUUGUUUUAUUUGCAGAUUGUGGACCACCUUUUAAUGACUCCUGUCUACUCAUGUGCUUUUCUGUUAAGACUUAUAAGUCAAAGCAUUAAAUGUGAGGAUAAAUAAUG
Messenger RNA from Lates calcarifer (barramundi perch), 1188 nucleotides. Its product is annotated as ankyrin repeat and SOCS box protein 12. Gene Ontology annotation, molecular function: protein binding; transcription cis-regulatory region binding. Bases 119 to 1036 code for a protein of 305 amino acids. Gene Ontology annotation, biological process: positive regulation of transcription by RNA polymerase II; intracellular signal transduction. NCBI's taxonomy places the organism in Eukaryota, Metazoa, Chordata, Actinopteri, Centropomidae. The transcript is spliced from 3 exons. Gene Ontology annotation, cellular component: nucleus. The record is from RefSeq and is a predicted model, not a curated record.